Penicillium paradoxum is the source of this 2193-nucleotide messenger RNA. Lineage: Eukaryota; Fungi; Ascomycota; Eurotiomycetes; Eurotiales; Aspergillaceae. The record is from RefSeq and is a predicted model, not a curated record.
AUGCCAACCCGAAGGAGCCGAUCAGCAGCGGCAUCCAAGGGUAUCGACUGCCAGCUAGGCGUCGUGCAAAAUAAACCAAGACCGACCAACCAGCGUAUUGCGGAACUAGAGCGGGAAAAUCAAGUCCUUCGCCAGAGAUGCUCCCAACUUCCGACCAACAAUGCCGCUCCUGCUGGUAGAGCUCAACUACAGCCGGACAAUGUUAUUGCGUCGGCAAGCACUCCAGCAACUCCUUUGCCACUUUCGAGAUCAGGAGGAGGAAUUGGGCUCUCGCGAAAUGACGCUUCUUCCAAUUCAAUUAGAGAUGCUUCGCAUCCCGAAGUACCAGAAAACGACCGCAGAAACACGUCGUUGUACCAUGGUCCAACUAGUACGAGGGAACACGACACCUUCUCUUUUCACAGACAGCAAGACAAAGCAAGUCGGAUCUCAUGCAGACAACUGGAACCCCUUAAUCUUGCUGCCGGAAAACUUGACUUUGAUGGCAAUGAUCCUGAGAUUAGCAUGCACCUGCUUUCGAUAUACUGGAGUCGGCAGCUUUACACAGCACAGAUCAUUUAUCGACCGGCUUUCAUGCGAGACAUGGCCUGUGAGGGGCCAUAUUUUUCCAAACUAUUAUUGAACGCGAUCUUCUUCGUAGUUUCGAAGCAUUGUGAUCGGCCAGAGCUCCGUUCCAACCCAAGCGACAUUACCACUGCAGGAUGGAGGUUCCGUCAACGCUUUACUCAGCUUUUACGAGAUUGCUUUGACAAAAGCGAAAUCACUACCCUUCAAGCUUUGUUGAUAAUGUCCAAUGCUCUUUUCUCAAGAUGUGACGAACGCAGUUUAUCAUGGCUCCACGCUGGAAAUGCAUUCAAUAUGUUCAUUGAUCUUGGUUUGCAUGUGCUUCCUGCUGUGGAUAGCAUCCCUGCCGAGGAACUUGAAAUUCGGAAGCGAGUACUCUGGGGAGCAUACUUGAUUGAUAAAAUCCAGUGUCUAUUUCAAGGAAGACCACCGCUUCUCAAUCGUGUCAACAUGAGAGCUUCACUCGACUUUCUCGAUGACUAUGACGAGCUCGAGCCUUUUCAGCACAUCACAUACAUGAGACACAAACCUCAAGCGGUGGUUCCGUCGUUGAAUUUGUCUUUGCUCACCAAGUUAUGUGAACUGACGACAAUUGUGGAACGUAUUCUCCGCGAGAUAUAUUCGGAAUCGCGAGAAUCGAACCAUAUUCACAGAGCGAAUAUAUUAGAGGAAAUAAAGUCACAGCUAAAAGGAUGGCGGGAAAGUUUACCACUUCAACUUGACUAUCUAUCAUUCCCAGACCAAGCGGUUCUCCUACCUCAGUCCGCGUGCCUCUUAGCCCUAUUCAACGUGCUUAUAAUUCUCGUGCACCGUCCUCUAAUAAUUGGCCCCGAUGGAGUCAUCAAUUCAACAACCGCCCAUGAGUCAGUGAAUGCAUGUACAACAGCCGCAAACCAGAUCGUCCAGAUUCUCCGCGAUUAUUCUCAGCAUUUCACUCUGAGCAGUGCACCCUACAUGCUCUCCUAUGCCACAUAUAUCAGUGCAACGAUCCACGCACGGAUUGUGGCACAGAAGGGAAGCAACACGUCGGUGUUUCAAUCGUUGAUCCUUUGUCGCAACAUUCUCGUUGAACACACACGGCUCUAUUCUGCCGCAGAAAAAGCCAAGGAAAACCUGGACAAGUUGAUAUUGCACUUAGGGAUCAGUGGCCCGGAUGAUCCUCAGCGCGUUGGAAACUCUAUGGCCUUUCCCGGAGAAAAUGUGAUCAUGGAGGAGUCGACUAAUCCGGCCAAAGAAACAGGGGCUGUAGACCGUGUAGUUGAGUUUGGAUCUCCUAUGUUGAACUUAGAACUGUCGGACUUGGAUCUCGAGGCAAUUGCUCAAGGCUUCCAGGUCGAUGUAGAGUCACAUUCGUUCUGGCAUUCUUUAGGAGAUUCGCUGGUGGUCACCCACCCAACUACUAACUCACCGGCGUGUGGCUUGAGUACGGCUGAGCGGACGGGAAGCCCUAUUUUCCACACCCUAUGGUCGUAUGUACUAGAUGUUACACUAGCUGAGAUCAUAUUUGAGGAUUCGCUGGUGGUCACCCACCCAACUACUAACUCACCGGCGUGUGGCUUAAGUACGGCUGAGCGGACGGGAAGCCCUGUUUUCCACACCCUAUGGUCGUAUGUACUAUCUUUAUCAUGA